CAUCGUGCUGGUUGGCCCGGAGGUCGGCCCGUUCGCCGCCAUCCUGCAGAGCAUCCUCAUCAGGUAUCGGUCCGAGAUCGUUCCCUGUCCAAACUGCGCAUGCGAGUUCAAGAUGCAACUACCCAGCUCCUUCAUGAACAUCCGCAAGGUGGACUUUGUGUGGGUCAACUCCGACAUGGAGGGGUUCGAGUGGUUCCUGGAGCUGCUGGACGACAUGGACAACUACCAGAAGCGACGCAAUCUGCUGGACAAUUUCCUCAAGUUCUACCUCUACAGGACGGGCGUCAAACCGAUGCCGUCCUUCACGCCACUGCGCCACCAGCUACAUCAAGGAAAGCCACGCUGGGAGGAUGUGAGUCCCCGGCCCUGGCGCCCAUCCAGUGACAUCCACUCACAAUCGCAGCCCUUGCAUGGUGAUAAUCGGUGUAUGGUGAACGCCAUACAACCUUCAGCGCUCGCCUUCGCUAAGCCUCUGACAAUAACCGGCGUAUGGGCGGCGUGACUCUGACAAUAACCGGCACAUGGGCGGCGUGACUCUGACAAUAACCGGCACAUGGGCGGCGUGACACUCUACCGGCGGAGCAGCAGCCAUGCCUUUGCCACCUGAGGACGGAUAGCCCAUGCCACCACCCCCGCUCCCGCUCAUUAAAAACUCGCAAUGACGCCCGCCAGAA
Messenger RNA from Pollicipes pollicipes, 674 nucleotides. Its product is annotated as NADPH oxidase 5. The coding region runs from base 113 to 502 and encodes 129 amino acids. The record is from RefSeq and is a predicted model, not a curated record. The transcript has 3 exons. Lineage: Eukaryota; Metazoa; Arthropoda; Thecostraca; Pollicipedomorpha; Pollicipedidae.